AUGCCCUCAGAAAAAGGGGAUUCCUCUCACCUGGCUCUGCCUGGAAUAAAGGAAGACCGGACCAUGGGGCGAGCAUCGGAAUCUCUGAUUACUCUGGUUCCGCGUAAGAUUCUGCACUUGAUGAAACUGCCCUGGUCCCGCAAGCGCUACCCUCCUGGACCCCUUCGACUUCCCAUCGUCGGAGGCAUGUGGCGGUUUGGGGUCAUGCUCUCCCUGGAUACUUUCAUGAAGGUACUUCUUUCAAAAUACUUCUUCAGCUGAAAAACAGGAAGAGCGAAAAGGCAUUGCAAAUUACCGGUAUUUCCUUUAUUUGAGAACUGUGGAUAACGAUUCACCUGUGAAAUCUACGGCUUGAGCGUCUUGGCAGAUUUUUCUGCCUGCUGUGGCAAUUGCAAUGUGAUGUGUUAGGUGCUGCAUUGUUUAAAUUGUUUUUGUUGCUAUUGCUUCUUUCAUUUCUUACAUAUUGAAUUUUAAUGUAAUUCCAUAAGAUUAAAAUUGUAAUGCAAAAAAAUGCACAGUGUAAGAAAUAAAAGAAGGAAUACAAAUACAAUAAGAAAUCAAAAUGAAUAUUCAAAUCCACAGACAUGCUGUGGAGCAUAUUAAUGCAGCUUGUGGUGGUCAUGGAUUAUAUCUGGGAACGCUUGAUCUAUGGGCCUUUUAAGAAUUUAUGUGCAGAAGAAAUCCUUGAAACAAUAUAUUUUUGGUAUUCUCUCCAACAAAACUACUGAUCAUAUUAAAGGUUAGUGUGUAUCCUAUCAGAAAUAUAGUUACGCAGUUCUCAAUCCAAUUAGUUUUUCAGGGUUUUUUCCAGUAAUUCCAGCCAAUUAGUCAAGAAUUCUCUUCUGCUUGGUCACAUUGCCAAUGAAAAUUAUUUUUCUUUUUUUAUAAAAAUUAACCGAUUGUGAAAUAACUGGGUGAAUGGCCAUAUUCAUUAUCUCAUAUAAAAGUUUGUGAUAUUCUACCCAUCGAUGGAUGUGGAAACAAAUAAAGAGACCUCAGUGGAACAAAUACCAACCUCUUGCCUUUGAGAGACCUGACUCUUUGGGAGUAGGUGAGAUUCUUGUGGUUGAAGGGAAGCCUGUCUGAGCAGGUACAAAAACGUUAUUUAAGGCCAUGUGCUAACUGCAGAAAUACCUUUUAUCAUCUUAAUUUGAUAUGUCACCUUCUUAGAAAGCUACUGUCUCAAGGCAGAGAUCUAUAGUGUUCUGUCCUCAAGGAGUGACAACCAUAAUGUGCUUUACGUGAGACUGCUGUUAGACUGGUGACUGGCAAUGGCCGCCGACACCAUAUAACACCGGUCCUGAAAGAUCUUCAUUGGCUCCCAGUACGUUUCCAAGCGCAUUUCAAAGUGUUGGUGCUGACCUUUAAAGCCCUAAACAGCCCUGUAUCCCUGAAGGAGCGUCUCCACCCCCAUCAUCCAGCCUGGACACUGAGGUCCAGCACCAAGGGCCUUCUGGCGGUUCCCUCACUGUGAGAAGUGAGGUUACAGGGAACCAGGCAGAGGGCCUUCUCGGUAGUGGCACCCACCCUGUGGAACGCACUCCCGGCAGAUGUCAAGGCAAUAAACAACUAUUUUACUUUUCAGAAGACAACUGAAGGCGGCCCUGUUUAGGGAAGUUUUUAAUGUCUGAUGCUGUAUUGUUUUUAAUAUUCGGUUGGAAGCUGCCCAGAGUGGCUGGGGAAACUCAGCCAGAUGGGCGGGGUAUAAAUAAUAAAUUAUUAUUAUUAUUAUUAUUAUUAUUAUUAUUAUUAUUAUUAUUGCUUCAAAAGCUUCAGCUAACACUGCAGCACAUCCCCCCCCCCAAGUAUGGCUUCUUAUAUAUCCAAAAAUGGCACCACCCAUGAACCGGACAGUGGUUCUGCAGGCUCAAGGAAAUCCUUGGGUUUGCAGAAGUGCCCAAAAAACCCUUUAGAAAAUGCAUUAGGCUGUGUGGAGGACACACCCCAAAAUGUCACAUUGAGGGCUGAGAAGUUUUUUUGGGACACAGCCUGCUGGUGGGAGGAGGUGGAAGACCAGUUAGGAGGUGGAAUGUUAUGAAGCACCCUGAUAGUGGUCCUGGCUGACUGGCUAGAGCCCUGAAUUGCGAGUGACACUUGCCCAGCCCAGACGGCUUACACUGCAAAACUGAAACCACAAAAGAGUCAAAAGAAACACAACCUGCAGCCGGCAUAGUAGAUCAUGUUCUGUCCAUUCCCAGUAACAUCCAGCUGGGUGGCCUUACAUUAUAAGUUCUAAGACUUCCCUGGGCUGCAGCAUUCAUCUCUCUCACACACCUUACGGCUCCAAUGUUUCCUGAGAGAUGAUUCAAAUCAAAAUGCCCCUACGAGCCAGUACUUGACGCUUCCAAAAUAUCCUGAAUAUAACUAAUCUCUUCUCUCUCUUUUUUUAUCUGAAUGGCAGUUGGCAAAGCAAUAUGGGAACAUUUGCACGGUAUGGAUUGGGCCUAUACCUGCAGUCAUACUGUCCGGCUACAAAGCAGUUAAGGAAGGCCUAAUCAACCAUUCGGAUGAUUUUGCUGACCGCCCAGAAACUCCUUUCCUUAAAAGUUCUGCAAAAAAUAGGGGUAAGUUCUUGGUUUGAGUAGGAGGUUUUCUCUUAGCCUUUUCUCCAGUGAAGGAAACAAAGGACCCUUCCAUAUGGGAUGUACCUUUUCCCCAUGGGCGUCUUCUUCUGCAACAUGUCAUUGAUGCAAGAGUAGUGGUGGAUUUAUACUGGACAAUCCACACCGCUUUAUUAGUUGUUCUGCUUUCCCAGUGUUGCUGCAUUAUCCAAUCAAAGCUGGACAACCCUCCGCUGGACAUUUGCGGAAUGGAAAGUUACAGGAUUUCAUUAGGAAGUAACAGGACAUGCACUGAUGGGAAAGGGAGCAGCUUGGGCCCCUCUAAACAUCCUUUCUUUGUGCAUUCAAUGAUGGUUUGCGCUCUUGAUGCUUUUGGAGUGGCCACAAAGAAGCUCUUCUUUCAGUGUUGUUUGUACCUGCAAAGUUUUGGGGCAGUGACUCACUCCCAGUCUGUACAUAUCAAUUAAAGAGCCGCAGUUCCAUAUUGGAACUGGUACUGCAGUGUAAUAAAAGAAGAAGCUAGAAGUACUAGCAUUGUAACCAGUAAAACUAAUGUAAAGAAUUCUUUUAACAGUAGUUUUCGCAUGUGCUAAUUUUCUCUGAUUCUUGAUGGCCCCAGGUAUUCUGCCAAGCUUAGGACCCCACUGGGCAUGCUGAUACCUCCCUGCUGUUGGCCUCAUUUUGGCUCCAAUCCUGUUGGUACUCAGUGCUUGAGUUUCGUAAUAGAGGGAGUGAUGAUGAAGGUCUUGUUUCUCAUAUGCAUUUUCUGAAACAUUCACUGGUGUCCCACAUCAGAGAUAUAACACUCCACAAUGAAAAAAUUGAUUCUGCACCAGUCUUCCUGUCCUUGGGUUCUUUAAUGCCUAGGCAUGGACUACACUGGUGUCUUCUAGGCUGCUGAUGUAAUAGCUUUUAUAUGAAUUUUGUAAGCAAUAAUUUCUCACUGGUCUGUGAUGGUUUUAGGUAUUGUACUUUCAAACGGUCACACCUGGAAGCAGCAGAGACGGUUCAGUGUGGUUACUAUGCGGAAGCUGGGGCUGGGGAAGAAAGGCAUGGAGCACCAAAUAGAAGAGGAGGCCAUUGAGCUUGUGGAGAUCUUUGCACGUGCAAAGGGUAUGUGAUAGAAGAAAAUGAAGCUAACUCAGGCUGGUUUGUUAUCCACCUCUGCCUGAGACAAUCUGCGGGUUGGGGCAACUUCCUGGGACUCACAGCAGAAGAGUGGUUCAGUUUUGGAAGCUGAGAGAGAAGAGUCCACUGGCAUCCUGUAAACUGGGUAGGGAUUGCUUGGGAAUACACAUAUUUAGCAGCCGCAGUGCACAGAGUCAGUGCCUAGUUUGCAUCCUGCUGGUGUAAAAAAAAAAAAAAAAGGGAGAUGAUGGAUUGCAGAGGUGACAGGACUUGCUGUUGUUUGAGACCAUUACAUUGUCUGUGAAUUGUGCAAUUGUCUCACCCUGAUUUUAUUAAAUAGGCAAAGUGUGUUGAACUGUUUUUUAAACUAAGGAACUUUCUUAAUGGUUUAUAAUGACAAUGGCCAGGGAAGGCUGCAAUUAGCACAGUAAAUUCAAAAUGUUUAAUUGAGUGUUAAUUUAGUUUCUAAUGAAAGGAAGUUGAAAUUAAUGAACAGGGUUGGGCUUGGGUCACUAUACAAUAUAUUCUCAGGCUCUGGCAAUAAUUUGCAGUUGACAGCAACUAAUUAGAGUGAUGCAUACAAUGAACUUUCGGCUGGAUCCAGGAGUGACUUGUAUGAGCAGAAAGGCGCUUGUACUUGAGCUUGGUGCUCUCAUUCCCAGAUUCUGCAGAUUCUCCCUGCUGCUGCAACCUGGCCGUGCUCCAUCACUCACCAUUAAGGAGAGUUCCCUGAUCCUGAAGAGCAAAUUGUUGAGAAAGCAAGAAAUGCACUGGAGUGUGUGUGUGUGGAGUGAACUGGCAGUAAAUCACACAGUUCAAUUUGGAGUUAGCUCUUUAUUAGCAAAAACAUGAUCUGCAUGGACUUGACGGAGUGUCAGGUUUAAUGAGCACAGCCACACAUCCCCGGCAGAUCUUGUCUGCAUGGAGCAGUUCCUGAGACUGAAGGUCCCUGCGUUCCCACUGCUGCCUAAGUCCCCUCCUCUCCAGGGUUUUCCCCCAAGCAAUUGGAGACUAUGCCUACAUGCAGCCAAUCUCUCCUCUGCCCUUUUCAUGCCUCUUCUGGUUCUGGGAGAGCAGGGGGAAGGGGCAGACACCAGUGACUCUUCACCAGCCUGACUCAUCUCUGUCUCUUGGCCUCUUUCUUCCCACCCUCCUGCUUCAGCUUCUGCCUCUGAUUCUGGACUUCUCUGUGCCACAGACCCUACCAGCUCACUAAGCCCAGUUAUUUCCUCAUUCUUCUGUCCCAUUCUUCUGUAAAAUGGAUGCCUAAUUGAUUCCAAUUUGGAAACAAACAAACAAACAAACAAACAAACAAACAAACAAGAACAUAUAUUGGAAUAACAAUGGAGAUAAGGAGCAAGAAAGACUGAUUUUGAAAAGCUGUUAACCAAUCACAAUUUCUCCUUUUGCAUAGCAAAAGAAUAAUAAGUGUGUUUGUGUAUGUGUGUAUGUAUGUGUGUGUAUAUGUAGAUAUGUGUGUGUGUGUGUGUGUGUGUGUGUGUGUGUGUGUGUAUAUAUAUAUAUAUAUAGUAUUUUUUGCACCAUAACACUCACUUUUUUCCUCCUAGAAAGUAAGGGGAAAUGUCUGUGCGUGCUAUGGAGGGAAUGCCUACGGGUGGCAUGCCUACGGAUUUUCCUCCUCUAAAAACUACAUGCGUGUUAUGGUCGGGUGCAUAUUAUAGAGUGAAAAAUACGGGUAUAUAUGAGCAUUGGAUCUCAUUAGGAUUUCAUCUGCAGGGCAGCCAUUUGACCCAUCCUUACACAUCAUCAAUUCAGUCUGCAACGUGAUAUGUGCCGUGUCCUUUGGAUACCGAUUUUCUGUUGAAGAUAAAGAAUUCCUGAGGCUGAUGGAAGCCAUUCGGAUUAGCUUACAGUUUGGAGGCAGCUUCUUUCAUGGCGUGAGUAGGUUGAAGCUUAGGCUUGGUGGUGGGCGGGUGGAGGAGAGCAUGAGAUGGGAGGCCCAUGAACUGUGGUUGCCUACAGUAGACAUCAAUUUAAACUGGGAUAGCCAGCAAAGUCAACUCCAGAUGCUGUGGACUACCACUCCCAUCGGCCCCAGGCAGCAUGGCCAAUGAUCAGGAAUGAUGGGAGCUGUAGUCUAAAUCAUCUGGGCAACACCACAUGGGUUACCCCUACUGCAAGGGAUAUGUCAGUAUACACCAGGGGUCAGCAAACUUUUUCAGCAGGGGGCCAGUCCACUGUCCGUCAGACCUUGUGGCGGGCCGGACUAUAUUUUUUUGGGAAAAUGAAUGAAUUCCUAUGCACCACAAAUAACCCAGAGAUGCAUUUUAAAUAAAAUGACACAUUCUCCUCAUGUAAAAACACCAGGCAGGCCCCACAAAUAAUGCAGAGAUGCAUUUUAAAUAAAAGCACACAUUCUACUCAUGUAAAAACACGCUGAUUCCUGGACCGUUCGUGUGCCGGAUUUAGAAGGCAAUUGGGCUGGAUCCGGCCCCCUGACCUUAGUUUGCCUACCCAUGGUAUACUUACUCUCUCUCUCUCUCUCUCUCUCUCUCUCUCUCUCUCUCUCUCAAAAAUAUGUGUUUGUUGAGUUUUCAAAAGCAGCAACCUGCAAACAAGAAAAACAAAAUGGGAGCAAAGGACAAGAACUGUGUGGAGCACAUUAUUGCAGUCAGAAUAAAACAAAUAAAGGUUCAGUACACUCUUGCAAAUGCCAUAAUAAAAUAGAUUCCACGAAGGGACAUUUUGGAAGGAAGUGGCACAUAUUGAUAAGGAAGCCUCACCACACAGACAUGGUCAGAGGCAUCAAAUACUUCUGAAGACCAGUUGCUAGAAGCCACAGGAGCUCUUGUGCUCAAAUUAGUUGGCCACUGUGAGAACAGGAUGCUGGGCUAGAUGCGACCUGAUCAUGGAAUCAUAGAACUGUAGAGCUGGAAGGGAUCAUGGGGAUCAUCUAGUCCAACCCCCUGAAAUGCAGGAAUCUUUUGCCCAAUGAGGGGCUUGAAUCCCAUGACCCUGAGAUUAAGCAUGUCAUGCUGUACCAUAUGCACCAUCCCAGAUACAGCAGGUUCUUCUUUAUGCUCCAAUACAUCUUUGCAAAGCAAAUUUUACACUGUUUUCACUAAUAUAUACACUUCUUAUGUGCCCUUUACCCUAGCAUAUGCAUUUUUACACAUUGCUUGCCUGGAGAGCUGCACUAUAAAAGAUCAGAGGAGUGCAGAUUUCAAAGUGUGGCUCUGUUCCUGUUCCUGUAUUGUUCCAGAAAGUUCAGGCCAGAAAGUUCACUUAUAAAUGUGAACAAUACUGAAUUUCUCCUCCAUCUCACCCUUCAGACACUCAGGGUGAAAUUUCUAGCCCUAAAGAACAAGCCAAAGCAUGAGGUUGGAGUUGACUUGUGGGUUGUGUUGCUGAUAGGAUGUGCCUUUUCUUUCCUUGUAGCUCUACGAAAUUCUCCCGUCUGUCAUGAAAUUUCUCCCAGGGCCUCACAAGACCGCAUUGUCCUCCAUGGAGAUGGUCUUUUCAUUUGCGAAGAACGAGAUAGCAAAGCACAAGGAAGACCAGACUGUGCAUGAACCAAUAGACUUCAUUGAUUUCUAUCUAUCUCAGAUGGAGAGGGUAAGGAACUGCUUUGUGGGUGAAUGCUUCUUCUUCAAGGAAUCGUUGCAUUCUCCGUUACGAUCGAACAGUAACAUCUGCGGGACCGCUGGGAAUCCCCCCUGCCCUUAUUAGUCAGCCGCCGUGCAGUGAAAUGGUUGGGGAAAGUAGAUCUUUUCAUAUCCUUGACAGUCUAGGACAGGCUUCCUCAACCUCGACCCUCCAGAUGUUUUGAGACUACAAUUCCCAUCAUCCUUACCUUACCUUACCUUUCUCGUCCUGAUCUGGCCACAGUGAUCCAUGCGACGGUCACUCCAGGCUUGAUUAUUGUAACUUGCUCUGCACGGGGCUUCCCUUGAAGCUGACCCUGAAACUCCAGCGGGAGCAGAAUGCCGCGGGGAGGCUCCUUACGGGGUCCUUGCCGCGGGGUCACAUUCACCCGGUGCUUUACCAACAGCACUGACUCCCGGUGGAGUACAGGGUCAGGUUUAAGGAGCUGGUUUUGACCUUUAAAGCCCUAAGCGGCUGAGGACCCACGUACCUAUGGGACCGCCUCUCCUGGUGUGCCCCGCAGAGGACCUUAAGGUCCACAAAUGAGAACAUUUUGGAGGUCCCAAGUUGCAAGGUGGUUAGGUUGGUCUCAACUAGGGCCAGGGUCUUUUCAGUACUGGCCCUGACUUGGUGGAACGCUCUGUCACAAGAGACUAGGGCCCUGUGGGACUUGACAUCUUUCCGCAGGGCCUGCAAGACAGAGCUGUUCCGCCUGGCCUUUGGUUUGGACUCAGUCUGACCCUUAUGUUUCCCUCCCCUUACGGUUUUGAUCUAUGGGAUCCUUUUAAAAUGAGGCUGCAUUUUAAAUUGCAUUUUAACCUGUAUUUUAAAUUGUUUUUUUCCCCCUAUUAUGAUUUUACUGUAAUUCUACUGGUGUUAUCCGCCCUGAGCCUGGCUCUGGCUGGGGAGGGCGAGGUAUUAAUAACAAUCAUCAUCAUCAUCAUCAUCAUCAUCAUCCCUGACCUACAAUUCCUGCUAGCUAGGGAUCAUGGGAGUUGUAGGCCAAAAACACCUGGAGGGCUGAGGUUGAGGAAGCCUGGUAUAGGAACAUAAUAAGAGCUGCUGGAUCAGGCCAAUGGCUUCUCUAGUCCAACAUCCUGCUUUCACAGUGGCCAACAGGAUGCCUGUGGGAAACUAGCAAGCAGGAUUCAAGCACAAGAGAAACUCUCCCCUCCUGCGAUUUCCAGCAACUAGGAUUCAGAAGCGUUGCUGCCUCCGACCAUGGAGGCACAGCAUAGACAUCCUGGCUAGCAGCUAUUCAUAAAAAGGUAAAGGGACCCCUGACCGUUAGGUCCAGUCAUGACCGACUCUGGAGUUGCAGCGCUCAUCUCGCUUUAUUGGCCGAGGGAGCCGGCAUACAGCUUCCAGGUCAUGUGGCCAGCAUGACUAAGCUGCUUCUGGUGAACCAGAGCAGCGCACAGAAACGCCGUUUACCUUCCCGCCGGAGCGGUACCUAUUUAUCUACUUGCCCUUUGAGUGCUUUCGAGCUGCUAGGUUGGCAGAAGCAGGGACUGAGCAACAGGAACUCACCCCGUCACGGGGAUUCGAACCGCCGACCUUCUGAUUGGCAAGUCCUAGGCUCUGUGGUUUAACCUACAGCGCCACCCAUGUCCCUUAGCAGCUGUUCAUAGUGCUCUUUUAAAGCCAUCUAGGUUAGUAGCAAUUGCUCUCUCUCAUGGGAGGGAGUGCCAUAGCUUACCUAUGUGCAGAGACAGGAAGGCCACCUGCCAUGCAUGAUCUCGUUGAGAUUCCUGCAUUGAAGGGGGUUGGACUAGAUUCUCACAAUAAGAAUGGGUUUUUCCUUCCAGACUGUCAUUGUUGGUUUUUUUUGGAUGGGAUUCAAUCGCAAACAAGCAAAUUUAGGGUGCACAAUUAUAGAGGAUUGUUGGAGGUUUUGAACAAUGAUCUACUCCCCCCCCCAAGAUACGGAAAGUGACAGGGAAUUGCACUUGGAAGUGCGGGGUAACAAUUGCUUCGAUGCAACAGCAUCUAACCUCCUCACAAACAAAUCAGGAUGAAUGCUCAAGGAGCAGGUCAUCUGGAAACUGAUGGAGGUAAGUCUUAGUUGAUUAACUGUAUGCACUUAUCUUGAUUAAUCAAUAAAAUUUACGUACAUAAAUGCAAAAAACAAUAGUUUUGAAGCAAAAAGUAUACUUUUCUGAUUUAGCACAUCUGUGUCACAGCAUGCAUAAUCUCAGGAAAGGCACCCCCUCAUUUAAAGAGGCACUUUGCUGCCUGCAAUUUUUAUUAAUACUUGUAUAUUAUAUGGAAGGCCCAUUUUCCAGGGCUUAUACUGGUGUAAGAUCCACUGGUCUUAGCUUAGCCGACUGGGGCCUGUGAGUCACUGUGAACUGAAUCUAACCUCCGCUAUUGCUUACAACAGAACAAGGAUGACCCCUACUCUACCUACAAUGAGGACAACCUGGCUCAGUGUAUUUUUGACCUCUUUAUUGCUGGAACAGAGACAACUGCUACCUCUCUGCAAUGGGCACUGCUCCUCAUGGCGACACAUCCAGAUAUUCAAGGUGAGAGGGAACUGUGCAAUGGCAGCAAGAGGCCAUUUUGACCUCUUGAUCUUGGACCUGAAUUCCUCUCAGGUUGGCCCCCAUCCAGCCCAUCACUACUUCCAGGCAAACACCUUCAAAACUUCUCUUGAUUCAGAUGGAAUGGAGAGACAGAGCUGUGUGUCACCAGCAUACUGACAGCACCAUGCUCCAGAUCUCUGGAAGAUCCCGGCAGAUCUUGCUGCAAGAGGCUACCCUCCUGAAAAUCAUUAUUCAGGUUUUCCGCCCCAGCAGGUCUAGGUGGAAUACUUUCCUGUGGAACAAAUACCCCUUAAUGAUUGAUCAACUUGUUUCACUUGAGAUGUUUCAUCCGAAACAAAGCUUAAUUCUCCACCAUUUUCCUCAGAGAAAGUCUACCAAGAGAUGGAAGAUGUUUUCGGUUCAUCUCACUCAAUCCGCUAUCAAGAUCGGAAGAAGCUGCCCUACACCAAUGCUGUGAUUCACGAGAUCCAGCGUUCAAGAUAUAUCUUAUUAUUUGGGGUUCCAAGGCAAACCGUGAAGGAUGUGAACUUGCACGGUUUUCACAUUCCAAAGGUAUAGAUGACUGUAACAGCUUCAUUUCUAUAGCUCAGAGGGAAGGUCACAAGAUCACAAGAGAGGCAGGUUGCCUUGUAGUGCAAAUUCUGAAGAAAGUAACUAUAGCUCCUUCCAUUUCCAAAAAAAGGAGGGGAGUUCCUGCAGGGACAUCUUGCGCUGUGUCCUCCAGAUGUGGACCACAACUCACAUUAUCCGUGACCCCCAUCAUUGAUCUAUGUUGGCAGGGGCUGUUGGGAGUUGUAAUCCGCAGCAGGAGUGGUUGGUGAGCAGAGGUGCAGCUGCACACCUAGCCUCCCAGCAGCAGAGUUGCUCCUGCUUCCUGGGAGGAAGAGGGAUGAGAUGACAGGGGAGAUAGCAUCUGCACAGGCACAUUGGAGGGAGUGCCCCAGAAACGCACAGGAUCGCUUCUGCGGAGCUUCUUCACAAUUUGCAUCCUUCCAUCAGCACUCAAGACUUUUAAAUUCAUGAAAUGCAAAUCUGAAAAUUCAUAAUUUUUAAAGAAAGAAAAUGCAAUUCUUCAGUUCCAGCAGAAUGAAGCUUGUAUGUAAAGAUUAGUGGAAAUAAUAAUAAUAAUAAUAAUAAUAAUAAUAAUAAUAAUAAUAAUGAUGAUGUUUGUACCCCGCCCAUCUGGCUGGAUUUCCCCAGCCACUCUGGGUGGCUCCCAACAGAUUAAAAACAGAAUAAAACAUCUAACAUUAAAAACUUCCCUAAACAGGGUUGUCUUCAGAUGUCAUCUAAAAGUCAGAUAGUUGUUUAUUUGCUUGACAUCUGGUGGGAGCGUGUGCCACAGGACAGCUGCCACUACCGAGAAGGCCCUCUGCCUGGUUCCCUGUAACCUCACUUCUUGCAGUGAGGGAACUGCCAGAAGGCCCUCGGAGGUGGACCUCACUGAGCGAUGCGGGUGGAAAAUGGGGGAACUGAAGGGCAAAAGUGCAAUGUUCUGUUUAGAUGACUCCUGAGACAAGUCUUCCUUCCCUGCAGGGGGCUGUGAUUGCUCCGGAUCUCCGCUCUGUUCUUCUUGAUCCUAAGGAAUGGGCAACACCUAAAAAGUUCAACCCAAAUCAUUUUUUGGAUGAGGACGGGCAGUUUGUGGACAGAGAAGCGUUUCUGCCAUUUGGUGCAGGUAUGUGCAAGAAGCCCCAGCUGUCGCAUUCAGACAACACUUUAUUCCAUUUUCUUGAUGUUUUCUUAUCAGAUGAUUUUCACAUUCUGUGUGAUCUUCCACACAACAUAAAUGCCACUUCUGGAGAUGUAGUGGAAUCUAGUGGAAGUUUAGCGCUCGUUUCAAUUUGUUUCCGGAAAGCAACUUGUUCUCAGCUCUGUUAGCACGGAAAAUAGAGCCACAAAAUUUGGGGUGCUAUUCCAACAUACAGUUCUCUCCCACCAUUUUCCUUGGUGCAUCAUGGCAGAACAGAAGCGCACAUGCGCCCUAAAGACUAGCAUUGGAUACAACCCAAUAAAAAUAAUUAUAAUAAGUACCGUAUUUUUCGCCCUAUAGGAUGCACUGCCCCAUAAGGCGCACCUAGUUUUUUUGGGGGGAAAUAAAUGGGAAAAAAAUUAUUUCCCCCCCAGGCGCGGGGCUGGGGCGGGGGAAGCCCGACCUUCCCCCAACCCCAGCCCCCAAACAGGAAGCUCUCUGCAAGCCGUGGGAGCCCAGCGCCAGCUCCCGCCGCUUGCUGAGAGGUGCGCGAAGCCUGGACGCGCUGAGCUCAGCGCGCGCAGGCUUCAGCAUGCAGGCAACUCUCCGCAAGCCGCGGAGCCCAGUGUCGGCUCCCGCGGCUUGCGGAGAGCUGCGUGAAGCCUGGAGAGCGAGAGGGGUCGGUGCGCACCGACCCCACUCGCUCUCCAGGCUUCAGCGAAGCCUGCAUUCGCCCCAUAGGAUGCACACACAUUUCCCCUUCAUUUUUAGAGGGGAAAAAGUUCUUCGUAUAGGGCGAAAAAUACGGUAUUAUUAUUAGUAAUAACUAGUAUCAUUCGUAAAAACAAUGGUAAUUAUUAAAUACUACUAUUAGCACUACUAGCUAAUGAUAGAGAUUUUAGCAUACAGUUUAAACAUGUAAUUUUAGUAUGUAUAAUUCUUUUUAAAUUACUGGUUUGAUUCUUUAUAUUGCCUUCUUUAUGAACCUUGUUUUCCGUGUUUGCUUUUACUGGUAUUUUUAAUGAACACUUUAGAUUGUCUUUUGUAAGCCGCUUAGAGGUAUUUCGUUUGAGGAAGCAACUAAAGCAACUUUUACUAGACUCAGGAAUUAGGGGAGAUCUGGCCUCCCGCAAACCCAUAACAAUACUUAAAAGGGAGAUUUAAAUAAACACAUUACUGAAAUAAAAGAAGUGACCAGUCCUGAUCUCAUGCUGAGCCUAGUAUUGGCAGCCCCUGGAAUAAAGCCCACUUUCUCAGUGACAUCCCGACACCCCAAAGUUGAAAGGGAGGCAUGGGGGGCUCGGGAAUCGUAGAAAGAGGAGUUGCUGCAGGAUGCUUUCAUAGACUGAAUGAGGCCUUGACCCAGAUUCUUUUCUCAGAGUCAAAGCAAAUUGGUGCCCCUGGAGUAUAGGUGGAAUAGCAGAUAAUUCAGUUCCUGCUUUCCUCUUUCUUUAUUUUCCUGCAGGUGCUCGGGUGUGUCCAGGGGAGCAACUGGCAAAGAUUGAGCUCUUCAUCUUUUUCACCAGCCUGCUGAGAGCAUUCAGGUUCCAGCUGCCAAAAGGAGUGAGAGGAGUCCAUAGGAAGCCUAUAAUAGGGCUGACGGUCCGUCCUCACCCCUACAAACUCUGCGCUGUUCCCCGCUGCAGCCACAUAAACAAUUAG
This is a messenger RNA of Podarcis lilfordi (Lilford's wall lizard), 13196 nucleotides long. Lineage: Eukaryota; Metazoa; Chordata; Lepidosauria; Squamata; Lacertidae. The record is from the annotation of a GenBank genome assembly.